AUGUCGAUCUGGCAGAAGUACUUCGUGGCGCACUUCCUCUUCUCGAAGAUUUGUCUAAUCCAGAAGAAGGAGGUAUUGAUUUCCCUGGAGUUUUGGUGCCACUUUCUCAAAGACUCAGGACCGGAAGGUCAAGGUAGUGACUCUGGCGCUAUUUUAGGACCUCUCAUUCAGCUAAUAGCGCCAUUGAUCGGACCUCUUUUAGGUCCCUUGAUCGGACCUCUCAGUCGCACGAGUAGUGGUCCCGGAAGUAAAGAGGGAUCGGGAUCUUUAGUUUCAUCACUCGCUGGUCCUUUGAGCGAGCCUCAAGGACCGUACGGACAAUCAGUACUGUCGAAUCUCAUUGCCAGCAUCACAGCCAAGCUAAGUAAAGAACUUGCUAAGUCAGCAGGCGAUUCGGACGUUAAAGCUCUAGUUAGUUCACUUGUGCAAGGAGUGCUCGCCGGUGCCAGUGCUGGCUCGAGCGGUCCCAAAGGCUACGGUCCCAAAGGUUACGGUAACCGAGACACGUACUACGCGCCCACGACGUACGGCGCUUACGAUUCUUACAGUUCUUACGGCACCUACAAACCUUCUACUCCGAAUCCAAGCGACAUGAUUCUCGCGUCGGUCAAAGAGAUCAUCGGCGCCGUCUUGAAGCUGUCAGCCACGUCAUCCACUUCUAGCGCAGGUCUGUCCGGCACAUCGUCCAGCUCAAGCGCCAAUUUGUCGGCCAAAUCUUCAGAGAGCUCCGCGAACGAGAACGAAAUGCCCGCGUACGGUGCACCCACGAAUCCGCCUUACCCACCGCCUUCGCCACCGCCGAAACCGUCUUACUCGCCUCCGUCUUACUCGCCUCCGUCCACGAACUCUCCCUACGCAACAUUUUUGCGAAGACAAACUCGGCAUCAAAAAAAGAAAUCUUAA
Molecule: messenger RNA, 903 nt
Organism: Pseudomyrmex gracilis
Lineage: Eukaryota; Metazoa; Arthropoda; Insecta; Hymenoptera; Formicidae
Product: putative protein TPRXL
Exons: 7
Coding region: 1-903 (300 amino acids)
Source: RefSeq, a predicted model, not a curated record